AUGGCGGACCGGCGAUCGAGCGACAAGCAACGGCGUGGCCCGAACCAUGCGGGGUCCCCGAUUAACUGCCCCAGCGGUUGCAAGCUCCUCCAUGAGCUCGGCGACGACCUUAAUCUGGCGUCCUGCGAAUGCGCCGACGGUUAUUACGAUCGAGACCGUCAGCGCUUCUACUCUGGCAGUGAUGUCCGUGACGGCAAAUCUCCUGAGACCCGUGAUCAAUAUCGGAAGCGCGUCGCAGGAACUAAUGCCGAUCCCAGGGUGAACGGCCAGGGUGAUUAUUUUCUACCAAGAGAUGGGAUCAGAUACGACGUCCUAGAGGAUCUGAAGGGGGCGCUUUUCGGGAAAGACACCCAGAUAUGGGAACAUGAAUUAGUGGGUUUGCGCCCAUUCCUUCUCUAUGACGCCGACUCAUUCGUCUAG
Molecule: messenger RNA, 420 nt
Organism: Cladophialophora psammophila CBS 110553
Lineage: Eukaryota; Fungi; Ascomycota; Eurotiomycetes; Chaetothyriales; Herpotrichiellaceae
Exons: 1
Coding region: 1-420 (139 amino acids)
Source: RefSeq, a predicted model, not a curated record